AUGGACUCACAACGACCGAACGACGUCUCUCCCGAGGCGAUGCAGGCGCGCAUCCAGCAGGCACGGCGUGAAGCAGAGGGUCUCAAGGACCGUAUCAAGAGGAAGAAGGAUGAGCUCGCCGACACCUCCCUCCGCGAUGUCGCACACCGAUCACACGAGGCGAUUCCCAGGAACCAGUUGAUGAAGACGAAACGGACACUGAAGGGCCACCUGGCCAAGAUUUACGCGAUGCACUGGUCCACCGACCGGAGGCAUCUCGUCUCCGCCUCGCAGGACGGCAAGUUGAUCAUCUGGGAUGCCUACACCACCAACAAGGUCCACGCCAUCCCCCUCAGGUCCUCCUGGGUCAUGACCUGUGCCUACGCACCCAGCGGUAAUUACGUUGCAUGUGGUGGUCUGGACAACAUCUGCUCCAUCUACAACCUCAACCAGAACAGGGAUGGGCCCACACGCGUGGCCCGCGAGCUGUCCGGCCAUGCCGGCUACCUGUCCUGCUGCCGAUUCAUCAACGACCGGAGCAUCCUGACCUCGUCAGGCGAUAUGACCUGCAUGAAGUGGGAUAUCGAGACGGGCACGAAGCAGAUCGAGUUUGCUGACCACCUCGGCGAUGUCAUGAGCAUCAGCCUCAACCCCACGAACCAAAACACCUUCAUCUCCGGUGCUUGCGAUGCCUUCGCCAAGCUCUGGGAUAUUCGGGCCGGCAAGGCUGUGCAGACUUUUGCGGGUCACGAGUCCGACAUUAAUGCCAUCCAGUUCUUCCCCGAUGGCCACAGCUUCGUGACUGGCUCCGACGACGCGACAUGCCGUCUCUUUGAUAUCCGCGCCGACCGGGAGCUCAACGUCUACGGCUCCGAAUCCAUUCUCUGCGGCAUCACUUCUGUCGCCACAUCCGUCUCCGGCCGACUCCUUUUCGCAGGCUACGAUGACUUCGAGUGCAAGGUCUGGGAUGUUACCCGGGGUGAGAAGGUUGGGUCUCUCGUCGGCCACGAGAACCGUGUCAGCUGCUUGGGCGUAAGCAACGACGGCAUAAGUCUGUGCACAGGCUCCUGGGAUUCAUUGCUCAAAAUCUGGGCGUACUAGACCGCAGCUUGACGACUUCACGACGGUCCCCGGGGUAGAACCCGGUCUACGGCCGCUUUGCGUUCUCGAUUGCUUUCAUGGCUCUCUUAAUUCACAUGUGUACGCAUUUUAAUUCCACAAGCGAGCCGGCGCGUACAGGACGAAGUCACGAAACCCCUUCCGGACCCAACAAUCCCGAUCCGAUGACGGCCCUAAGCCGCUGCAACGACGGCGAAUCUAGUGUGCGACGUGUCAACUUGGCAUCUCCCGGCGCUGGGAAGGCUGUCGGUCGGAUCCGUUGGAGCAUUCAUACUUUUUCGCGCCCCCUUAUAUUACUUCUCGACUGCCAUAAUACCACGUCGACCUUCUAUUUUUUGGCUCCGCCCUGAAAUGCGGUCCAAACUACCCAGGCGUCCUCUUUUCUUCUUCUUUUUCUUUCUAUUCCACAGUGGUGAUGACUAUCCGAUGGGGAGGAGAUCGGAGAGCUGAGAAUUGCGAGGUGGUCAUGAGCGCUGCCGACGGAUUCCGACCGGCAGCGAGGCGCUUGUGACGAGGUCGGGUCGGAGCGGCGAAUCGUACGCCUCGACCGUAACGCUGAAAUUGUUUCCAGGAGUUGAGGAAAAUUGUCAUUUCCGAAAUGCUCGUACGAAGGUAUCUGCAGCAGCCAACAAUAAACUCGAUAUAUCAUGGGUUUGUCGCUUCCUCUCAACGGGGCGUAAGAGGAUGAUGAGGAGAGCUUCGGGAGCACGGGACCCUCUUGCCACAGCGAAAGGGACGUUCUUGAGGCUUGUAUGUGUGUGUGUGUGUGUGUGUGUGUAUGUGUGGGAACAGGUUGUCCUAUCCUGUCACCUUCAUGUCGAUAUCGCAAC
Messenger RNA from Cryphonectria parasitica EP155, 1928 nucleotides. It is a transcript of the gene CPGB-1, whose product is annotated as sporocarp development. The transcript is spliced from 5 exons. Gene Ontology annotation, molecular function: signaling receptor complex adaptor activity; protein binding. The record is from RefSeq and is a predicted model, not a curated record. The coding region runs from base 1 to 1080 and encodes 359 amino acids. Gene Ontology annotation, biological process: G protein-coupled receptor signaling pathway. Gene Ontology annotation, cellular component: cytoplasm; heterotrimeric G-protein complex. Lineage: Eukaryota; Fungi; Ascomycota; Sordariomycetes; Diaporthales; Cryphonectriaceae.